This is a messenger RNA of Echinops telfairi (small Madagascar hedgehog), 5331 nucleotides long. RefSeq names its product protein NPAT. Gene Ontology annotation, molecular function: transcription coregulator activity. Lineage: Eukaryota; Metazoa; Chordata; Mammalia; Afrosoricida; Tenrecidae. The coding region runs from base 23 to 3928 and encodes 1301 amino acids. Gene Ontology annotation, cellular component: nucleus. The record is from RefSeq and is a predicted model, not a curated record. The transcript is spliced from 14 exons.
AUCAAGUGAUGUCCCAGCAAUAAUGUCAUCUCUGUGGAAGAAGUUAGACCAUACACUUUCUCAGAUCAGGAGUAUGCAAAGUUCCCCGGGGGUUGCUGCCAGUCAGAGAGCCAGAACAAGAAACGGAAUUGCAGAAAUCAAACGGCAGAAAAGGCUUGCAUCUCACGCAGCUCCUCGAGUCAGCUCAGAGUUGCUGACAUUGCCCUAUAUUUCAGGCCAGUUUACCGCCUCGCCUUUGCCAGCUGCACAAGUUGUUCGACCAGUUGGCCACAUUUCAACUCCUUUGAGGUCAAAUUUUGUAGUGGUUAACCAUGCACAGUCACAAGAGACUGUAACAACUGGAGAAGCAUCAAAUAUUCCUGCUCCUCAGGAACGGAAAACUCAUGCCAGUUUAAUGUCUCCUGGUAGACGUAAAAGUGAAUCUCAAAAGAAAACUAUCAGUUUAACUGGUCCUCAUUCAACGAUACGGAAUUUUCAGGAUCCAAAUGCUUUUGCAGUAGAAAAACAAAUGGUUAUUGAAAAUGCACGAGAAAAAAUAUUAAGCAGUAAAUCUCUCCAAGAAAAGCUUGCAGAAAACAUUAAUAAAUUUUUGACCAGUGACAGCAGCAUGGCUCAAGUACCUAAGCCAGCAGAAUGCAAGCCUGCUGAGCCAGAGGCUUCCGUGGAUGAACUGUUGGGACUUCCGAGUGAAAUCCACAUGUCUGAAGAAGCUAUACAGGAUAUCUUGGAACAGACAGAAUCAGACCCAGCAUUUCAAGCACUCUUUGAUCUCUUUGACUAUGAUGAUCCAUCUGUUCAGCCCCCAUUUUGCACAUCCUAUCAGAAUGAGGAAGCAUCAACUACUUUGAAGAAUGACAGCAACCAUAAUGAACUUACUCAGGAAGCCCAGGAACAUUUUUCCCAAAUGGGCUCUAGCAUUCAAAAAAGGGCCUUUAAAACGGCCAUACCUGUUGAACAGAAGUGUAACCUUGACAUUACCUUUGAGUCUAUGCCUAAUUUGAAUGACUUUAACCAAAGAGGAAAUUCUGAUGCUAUGUGUAAUCAGCCUUGUGUUGAAUUAUACACCAGUCAGAUAGCCACUGAAACUGAGCUGCCUCCAAAUGUGCCGAGUGAAUCUCAACUACAACCUGAUCAGUCUGAAGUACCAAUAGCAUCUUUUAUUUCACAUGAAACUAACAAUGAAAACUUAGUAGUUGUCUCUGGAAAAUGUUCACAACUUCUAUCCCAAAAUUCUUCAUUAACUGGAAAGCCAUCUAACAAAAGUCAACUUUGUGAAAAUCCUAAUGAUACAGUAGGACUGACGACUACUUUUCAUGAUUCCAAGUCACCAGAUUCUAGUGGAAUUCACCAAAAUAAAAUGGAAAUGAAUAGCGUGUUACCCAUUGCAUCACAACAGAUUUCCAAUUGCCAAGAUAACUCUGCACUUCCAAGUAAUAUAUCAAUUUCUGUUGAAAAUUCAGCUUUAAAUGGAUCUGAGCAACAAGUAGACAUCUGUCUUGCAGCGCCAGUAACUUCAGUUAAGCCACCUAAUGAUUCAACAACAUCUGUUGAGUUUCCGCAGACAGAAAGUGAAGCUCAGCUGUCCAAGUCUGAGAAAGCUGCUUUGGAUUCACAGGAGUCUUUAGCUUCUGUCAAAGAAGGAGAUACGAUCUAUCUUUCUUUGAGUGAAAAUAGCAACUGUGUGGAAGUGGCUCUGAUGCCUCCAGAGGAUAACCCUAUAGAAGAGAACCAUUCUCUUCCUUCAGAGUCUGUGUGUGCUUCCGUGGGAGAGACUCACCCUGAAUCUCAAAAUACUAGUGAUAAGCCGAGGGACAACGCCACAGAGAUGGAUGCCUCAAAUAUUGUCUCUCUCAAAAUUAUCAUCAGUGAGGAUUCAUUUGUUUCCACAGAUACUGAGCUUAACAGUGCCAUUUCUAGUAUUAGUGGAGAAAAUUUGCCCACUAUAAUUUUGUCUUCUCCUAAAUCAUCUUCCAAAAAUACAGAAUUGGCCAAAUGCCUGUCUUCUGAAGAAACUUCAGGUGCUGUUUCAUCGACUGACAGAGUUGGAACUUCGUCAGUGGAACAGGGUCUUUUAGCACUCAAGCCUGAAGACUCUAAAAUAUGCAUCAUCCAGAGUGAAGACAGCAUUGUUCCUUCAGCAAGUAUUGUCCCCUGUGUUCCCAAGGAUGGAGGGUUCAUACAGUUGAUGCCUGCCACAAGCACCACAUUUGGCAAUUCAAAUAAUAUUCUCAUAGCUACCUGUGUGACUGAUCCAGCAGCCAUAGGAACAACUGUAAGUCAGUCUAAUGUAGUGGUGUUGCCUGGAAAUUCGGCACCUAUUACUGCUCAGCCUCCAGCACCUCAGUUCCAGACACCUCCCAGGUCAAGCAGUGUUUUUGCUGUCAACCAGGGAUUGACACCAAACUUGUCACAAGGAUCUGCUAUUAUAAUCGCCUCUCCAGUCCAACCAGUACUUCAAGGAAUGGUGGGGAUGAUCCCUGUAUCUGUAGUUGGACAGAAUGGAAAUACUUUUUCUGCUGCUCCUCGGCAGGUUCUUCGUAUGCCUUUGACACCGUCUGUGUGCAGCAGAGGCAUCCCCCAAUUCCCUGUCCCUCCAAAGUCUCAGAAGACUCAGGGACUAAGAAGCAAGCCUUGUACAGGGAAACAGAUCAAUAAUGUGGUGGAUUCUUCACAUCAGUCAGUGGGCUCUCGGGCACAAAGAACUGACCUUUCUGACAAGAGUGUAGUCACAGAUCUUGGAAGAAAAUUGGAUGAAGUCCCGGUGCCCCUCUCAGGAGAGAGUACAGUUCCACUGAGCAAGCCAUUUGAAAGCCACCGACGGGUGCUCUGUUUUGACAGCACUGCUCCUCUUGUGGGAAAUAGACAACAGGGCCCAGACCCUAAGAAGGCACCACCAAACAAUGAAAAGAAUGACAUUUCUCUCCCUGUUCUUGACUGCCCCAUUGUGCCCUCCCCCUUAAAACCACCUUCUAAUAAUGCUAUCAAAAGGGAGAAACCUGUGCCUAAGAUUUUAUCUAAAUCAGAAACUGCCAUUAGUCGGCAUACCACCAUAAGAGAAACUCAGCCAGAAAAGAAAGUCUUGUCACCAGAGGUUGUACUUGAAUCUUUCCAUAAAGCAACAGCUAAUAAAGAAAAUGAAUUGUGCAGAGAUAAGGAAAAGCAGAAAAAUCCAGAAACCACGAAACUUUCCAAUGGCCAGCAAAAUGGGAGUUUACGGAAUGAGAAAACUGGAGCUUCAUUGCAAGAACUAACCCAAAAGCAAGGCACACCCUCCAACAGUAAAAGUGCCCUUUCAGUAGGAGGAGCUGUGAAGGAUAUAAAACAAGAGCAAACUAAAGCUCCCAGUGGUUUGAUUAGCCCCCUAAGCAAGCAUACUACAGACAUGCUAGAGGGCAGUCGGCGGCACAGCCCAGUAAACAAGCUUGCUGAUGGUGGCGAAUUACCUGUGCCUCGGACGCCUGGCUCAGGGGUCGGGGAGAAACACAAAGAAGAACCUACAGAUGUUAUCAAGGUCCCUUCUAGUAGGCGCUUCGUUGAAGACAGCGCCCCCAAAGUCAUGAUCCCUCCUGUCACCCCAGACGUGCCUGCUUGCAGCCCUGCCAGUGAAACGGGGAGUGAGAACAGUGUGAGCAUGGCUGCCCAUACGUUGAUGAUUCUCUCCAGAGCGGCCAUCUCCAGGACUGCUUCAGCCACGCCGCUGAAAGACAAUACACAGCAGCAGUUCAGGGCUUCAAGGAGUGCCACAAAGAAGCGGAAAAUUGAGGAAUUGGAUGAGCAUGAACGGAACUCCCGUACUUCUAAUAAAAAUCUUGGGAAUUCAUCAGUACCCAUGAAAAAGAAGAAAAUUAAGAAAAAGAAGCUACCCAGUUCGUUUCCAGCUGGAAUGGAUGUGGACAAGUUUUUGCUUUCCUUGCAUUAUGAUGAAUGAACAUUCUGAACUUACACGGACAGUAGCUAUUGAAAACUGGUAUCCCAUAAACUGUGAGUGUAGGGAAUGGGAUACUGACAGAUUCUGAAAACAUCACCUGCACUUUCAUUGUACUGAAAUUUCACUUUAUAUCUAAAUCAUGCUGUUUCCGAAGCAGCUGCAUAGUUUGUAAAUAGACUUACCUGGAAUGUUUCUAUUUUGGGAAGAAAAAACUUUUUUCUUUUGCAGAAAUAUAAGUAAAGCCAAUCUGCAAAACUGUAUAACUUGAAAUUGUGUGCUGUAAAUAUUGUGUAAAUCUUGUUGAAAUAGAGGUUAAUACAACCUAAUGUUCUUAUACUGUGUUUUUUGACACCUUUUGAUCCCCAUUUCUGAGGCAUAUUCAUCUGGAAUAGUUUCUUUCUUUGGGGGGACAUAAUGGUUUUCUUUAUAAAUUACCAUCAGUAAUUGUCCAACAAGGCAUUUAAAAACAUAACCACUAAGUACUACAAACGUGAAAGCCACCUCAGCUUGUAGUCAUGUACCUAAUCAGACAUCAGCAGGUUGAUGAUUUUGUUUGAGGAGUACAUUACCAUCUCCUUAUAAUUGCAGUAAAAAUUAUAUUCUUGAAAUUUUGCUCUUUAACUAUUUCUUGAUUGUUCUGGUCUCUUUGUUUUAAAGAGAGAAUGUUGUAAAUUAUUGGAGUACUCUGAGCUUUUGUUUAUAGUUUCUAAGAUAUUUUGCAGAACUUUUAACUGGUUAGACUCUUGAGCCAUAACAAACUUGGUUGGUAGUGAUUGAGGUUUCUCAGUAUGUAUAUAUUUUUCUUCUAUAUACUGGAGAUUUAAAGAAUUGCACUAAUUUAUAGAACUCUUUACAUAAUAGUGAACAAUGCACAUUUAAUUUAAAUCUUGUAUUGUGUUCAAUUUGUGUAAAGGAUUAUCUCCUGAGGGCCUUUUCGAAAGCCACAGCCGUCAUGAGAUGUACAAAGAGAAGUCAUAGUUUAUAUUGUAAGUUAGUUUCUCCUAAAAUUGGCUGUGCUGAAUAACUGUUUCUGUACUUAGAUAUAGUGCUUUGUCUCUGUGUCCCACAAAGUGGUAUAAAGAGUUCUCUCCAAAAGGCCUUGCGGGGAAUGAAAGAGGUGCCUUCUCUACCCUAGACUCCUAUGUUAUCAGUUAAGGUGAAGAAUUGGUUUAAGCCUAUAAAUGGGAACAAAAAUUUUAAUUAAUACCCAACCAAUUGUGCCUGGAUAUUAAAGUAUUCUAAGUGCUUUCCUUUUCACAAAAGAUCAGUGUAUUCACGUGGGGUUUUCUUCCCCCUGCGGAUGUAGAUAUUGUUAAAGAGUCACCUUCCUCAACCAUUUUCUUUCUCUUUUGGUUUUUGUACUCAUCCUUUAAAAAAUAAAUUCUCCCUGCUCUUUCACAACA